Messenger RNA from Volvox carteri f. nagariensis, 3504 nucleotides. RefSeq lists its product as uncharacterized. Gene Ontology annotation, molecular function: iron ion binding; inositol oxygenase activity. The transcript is spliced from 15 exons. Gene Ontology annotation, biological process: inositol catabolic process. NCBI's taxonomy places the organism in Eukaryota, Viridiplantae, Chlorophyta, Chlorophyceae, Chlamydomonadales, Volvocaceae. Bases 1 to 3504 code for a protein of 1167 amino acids. Gene Ontology annotation, cellular component: cytoplasm. The record is from RefSeq and is a predicted model, not a curated record.
AUGGACCUGCAAGCAACAUGUAGUUCACAGACUAACGUGACGUACACGCGAAGUCGAAUAGUCGCUGAACUGGUGCUCUUACAAGCGAUGCGCGAAAGCGUGGCUCAAAACUUCGGUGACUACGGGAUGGGGACCAAUAUUGCCAGUCUGCAAGCCGAACGCGAACGGGUGAUUACGUCACUGGCCCUCAUGACCCAGAUCAAGCAACGUCCGGCAUCGGUGAGGGUGCUGCGGCUGGCAGGCACCCUGGCGACAUGCAGAGAUGCCGCCUUACAGCUCAGUGAGUACAAAUUGAGGCAGCUGGGGAGGAUCUCCACACCGCCACUACCGCCAUCCGGGCAGCAGCAGCAGUCCGCGCCGGCUAAGAAACGGCAGCAGCAGCAGCAGCUGCUCACAAAGCAGGUCUCUGGGGUGACACUGGGCCGGGUGGGGGCAGCUGGCAGUCGCAGAAGAUCUCCACUUGCAGAUAAGUGCCGUAGAGCUGUAGCUGAAACAGGCUUUGCAGGAGAUGGACCCAGCUCAGAGGAGCAGGCCUGUACAGGGCUUGGCCGGCCGGGAGAUGAUUACAUAUCCUAUCCAAUGAAGAAAAGCAGGAGCCAUAACUCUAUGGUCCAGACCACUGAAACCGCGCUGGAGGCUGAGGACGAAUGCGGUUACGUGGUCACCUCCGCCCCGGACAACACCUACUGCGUUAUUGACCCAGAUAGCGAAGACGACGCAAAUUCAGCUUGCGGCUGCGAUAAAGAUGGAGGAAACACUGCCGAGAGUGAGGGUGCCGAUGGGGGCGGCCUUACGGGCGUGUUUGGCUCGGUAUCUCCAGACCAGUGGGCGGCUUUUAAGGUCGCCGUCAGCGGCGGACACGACGCCGUACAAGCCUGUGCCGAAUGCAGUACAGGCUCCGCCGGCGUCGUCGUUGGCGUGGAACCAAGCUCUACCGCGCACCGCCACCAGUAUCCUCAUCGUAAUCGUCGCCAUUAUCAGCUCCAUCAGCUGUAUAUGCCCCGACGGGAAGAGGGUCAGGCGAGGAGCUGCACCACUGCUGCCGCUGCCGCCGCUGCCGUGGCGGUGCUUCCACCAAAGACAGCUGCUAGCGCCGGGCUUGACGGCGUUGUAACGCCGGCGGCGGUGGCGGCGGCAGCGGCUCCGGACUUAUUGACGGCGGACAUCACCCUGAUGGCUAAGACCGCCGCGGGGGGUUCCGGAGCCGACUGCAGCGGCGGCGACGGCGGCGGUGAUGCUGUUGGUAGUGUGGAGGUCGUCGCAGAUCAGGGCACCUCCCCCGGCGGCUCCGCGAGCUCCAUCGCGUCCUUAUGGGCUGCCGUGACCAGCAUGGCCGGCACCGCAGUGUACGACAGUACGGACGAUAAUGCGCAGGCGGGUCAGAUGCUGAGCCGCUACCGCGGCUGGUCUAAUGCCGCCGCCGCUGUGGCUGUUGCUGCCGCUCCGGCGGCGCCCGUGGUGGCGCCGGAGUCCGCGCUUCGCGCCGGCGCCGCCGGCGGUGGCGGCGGCGGUGGCGGCGCCAGCGCCGUUCACCGCCUCCGCCACCACAGCGCGCCGGCCCCGCAGGUCCCUCUGUCGUACACACAUCAGCACCAGUACUCUCACUCCAUCCUUGCUCAACCCCCUAAUGAAAACAACUUACCAGCAAAUGCCCGCACUGUACGGGACAAUCAAUUAGGUGUGGACUUGGCCGUACACCGCACUCACCAGGUCGAUGUAACGCAUCCCGCCCUGGCCGUUUUGCCGGAGGAUGGCGGCGGCGGUGGCGGCGGCGGCGGCAGCGCUGCCUUCAGCCAACCGGGAAGCCCGGCAGCAGCGGCGGCGGCAGCGCGUACGGCAUCGUGUUCCGCAGACCUUGGCAGUAGCAGCUCCCUCCUGGCGGCUCGCAGUAUGCUACUGCGGGAGUGCUACGACCCGGAGUCGCAGCCUCCGCUCGGUGGCUGUAGCAGCAGCGCGAGUAUGACCGUCGACGGGUACUACAGCCAUUGCGACGGCCUUGACCACGGGUAUGGCGGCGGCGCUUUACCACACCAAGCUGCGUCGUACACGACGUACGGUUACCGUCGUGCAUGUUCCUCGCUUGCUGCCCUAGAACAGUCGAACGCCGCCGCCGCCGCCGGCGUCGGCGUCGGCGUCGUUGGGUUGAGCAGUAGCAGCGACGACGACGACGAAUCGGAGCUGGAAGGUCAUCGCCUGCUCACGGCGUUCCGUACCCACACUGGAUCGAUGACGGCACGUAAUACGGGUUGGGGACUGCUAGGAACCGAUCCGGGACCCAUCACUUUCGGGAUGGAGCCGGCGCGCCGCGACCCGUGGGCAGUGGCGACGGCGGCGGCCAGUGCUGCAGCGGCGCACGGCGGCGGCGGCGGUGUAUCAGCGGUUGGCCAUGGCAGCUUUCAUAACGCCGGCGGUGGUACGGCGAGUGGUAUGGCGAGUGGCGAGGGUGGCGGAGGCAGCGGCGAGAUGGCCGGCAGGCGCGGGGAGGGCUGCGGCGGCGGAGGCGGCGGCGGAGGAGGAGACGGUAGCGGUGUUGACGGCAGCAGCAGUUCAGCUACUCCUACUGCUACAGCUACAGCUACAGCUGCGUCUGAGGAUGCCGUCGGUGAGGGAUGUCAUCAGGUGCUGCCGGCGGGGCGCUGCCGUAGCAGCUACCACCUGACCAACUCGCAUGCGGCGGUGGAGCUGUUCCUCCGCCUCAACCACGCGCGACAGACUAUGGACUUUGUCAAGAGACAGUUGAAAACCCAACCCAAGCUCCCGCCUCCACCUCCGCCUCCACCUCCGCCUUCAUUGACCCGCUGCACUAAGCUGAUCCUUUUGACGUCAUGUGGUGUACGGCACCUGCAGACCCAGCUAUUUGCCAGCCUGGAUAAGGCGCACAUGACAGAGAUCUCUGAGCUGUCUCUGUUGGAUCACGCCUUUCAAACUGCCGAGCUGUGCCGGCUGCACCACCCCGACCUGGACUGGCUGCAUCUGGUGGGCCUUGUGCACGGCCUGGGGAAGCUGCUGGCGCACAGGAGGUUCGGUGCUCAGCCCCAGUGGGCGGUAUGUGGCGAGACCUACCCGCUAGGCUGCCGCUUCUCCCCGCACAUCUUGGGCAGCCAGUACUUCACCGCCAACCCCGACCGGCGGCGGCGGCUGUACAACAGUCCCACGGGUCUGUACGCGCCGGGGUGCGGUCUGUUCAAUAUGGUCAUGUCCUGGUCAGCACCCGAGUACCUGUACCUGGUGCUGAUGUUGAACACCACGCACAUGCCACAGGACGCGCUUUGGGUCCUCCGUCACGCCAAGUUCUCGUCCCUCACCCGCCCGCAUUCGUGCUACCUGCCGCUGUGCUCCGCGGAGGACCUGCGCCGUCUGCCGCUGCUGCGGUCCUUCCAGUCGCUGGCGGCGUACCGCCGGGUUCCCCUCCCCGCGGGGUUCGCGUUGCAGGGGGAGCAGCGGACCGCCUACUACUCGGGCCUCGUCAGAAAGUACUUGGGGGAGGGGGCUCUGCACUGGUAG